Xyrichtys novacula (pearly razorfish) is the source of this 19052-nucleotide messenger RNA. NCBI's taxonomy places the organism in Eukaryota, Metazoa, Chordata, Actinopteri, Labriformes, Labridae. The record is from the annotation of a GenBank genome assembly.
ACACUCACUGCAACCUCCCUGUCCCACACACACACUCCUGCACACACUCCUCCUCCAGCAGCAGCAGCAGCAGAAGAAGACACCGCGCUCAUACACACCAUGCGUACCUGUGCGGAUCUACUCUACCUCAUCAUACUGGAUUUUACGGGCACUUCUGGUUGAUAUCGAAACAGACUGAAUUCUGGGAGGAUAAUCCGAUCUGCGGAGAUUAGAUUUUUACUUUUCUGAUACCUGUUGGACAGAGACGGCUGAACGCUGCGGCAAAGGUGAGGAGAAACUCUUUUUGGCUUCUGCUCCGCGUAUUUUACGCACCUUGAGCGCUAAAGUAAAGGAUUAUUGAACCGAGGCAAAGUUUGUUUGGUCUAAUUGUGGUUUGAUGAAUAAACUGUGUAAAUCGGAUUGUCUAAAGGACUAUCAGAUGGGAGAAAUCUCUGCAAGCUGAAAAGUCAAAGUUGUUGUGAUUCCAUUUCGAUUUAAGCGAUCUCCAAAUUUAGCUCACUUUUUUUUUGGGCUUCAAAAAUCUCGACUUUUGCCUCCACGUGCAGUUUGGCAACAAUAUUUCCGUGACUCGUCUAUAAAAAUACACUUGUGAGUUCUUCUCUAACAAUUAGAUCCCCUGUGUUAGUUGGUAAAUAUGAUUGAUAGUCCUCUCGGUGCGCCCUGCCCCGCUUAUCUUGGCUCGCUGAGAGACACACAUCGGAUGGUGUGUGAGUGUGAGGAUAUCAGGCUUUAUCGCUAAGGAGGGGAAACAGGAGCUCAUUUAGCCCACUCUAGAGCUAUGUAAAUUUAAACAGUAAAUCCACUUCAGGCUGCGACUUUUUUAUGGCUUCAAACUGCAAACACGAGCUGAAUGCGCAAAGACAAGGAGAAGCUGUUUUUUCUUUCCACGAAAAUAGUGAUAAUGUCUAAUUUUAGCCUUUGGUGCUUUCAGAGAGUCGUUAAUCGAGUGUGACAAGCAACAGCCUGCUGAUGGGUUUCACUUAUCUCAUUUAAAUAGUUAAUAUCGGUGCUUUCACACAGUUUCUCCGCCAAUCAGAGACUCGCAGCGGAACUGGUGCGUAAAAAAAGGCCCAUUAUCCGCUACCUGCCGCUUUAACGCGCUCACUUUAAGCUCCCUUCAAAGAGAUGUCUUAUCAACAGCUCAAAGCGCUAUCAGAUAAACGCAGCAGCAGAUUAUUGAGCUGAUCUACUGAUGCUGUUUAAAUUCUUUACAUUUUCACAAGAGGAGCAGGGCUUAGCGCCUGGUGGUGCGUAAAAACAGGGAAAAUGGUCGCUUUGGGUCCGCUGUAAUCCAGGUUAAAGUUUAGAUAAAGUUCAUGUCACUUUUUUUAACCCAAACUUUGCAUUAUAAAUAGAAAUAUUUCAUUAAACGUGAUUAUAAGAUAACCUAAUGUUCAAUAAAGUCACUUUAAUAAAGGUCAGUUUUCAUUGAAGACAAGUCAGUACAGUCUUUUGUGCAAAAGUCUAUUUUUGAGAUUACUUUGCAGUUUUUUGUCUGAGUUUAUUCGUCAAAUCAGUUUGGAGUACUUGGCUUUAUUUCUUUCUUACAGUGAGUUUGAGUGCUUACAUUUAAGCCUUUUGUGUGUAUCUAUGUUCCUUACAAAGCACACUCAAUCCCAGCUACGUUUUUAUCUCACAGAUCUUUAUUGUUGAACCUCUGCACAAUCUCUGACAUUGCUGAUUGAGACCUAAAACAAAUCCAAGAUUUUCUUUCAUUGUUUUUGACACUGAAGUAUACGGAUCCCGUGUUUGUUUCACUGUUUUCCCAGAUUCAAACCUUGUAAGGUCAUAGAGCUCACACAAAGACUCUCACGCUGGCCAUUGAACUGAAUUCACCAGAAAAAAAUGCUCUAAAUCUGCAAAUGUUACCACUGGCAUGCUGCGUCAUGGCUGAGUCUUUGCUAAUAUUGAUGUUAUCAUUACAGGAUUUAGAGGAGGACGCAGCCGUGCCAUGAGAGUCCACUUUUAAGUGUGAGCCAAGAGGUCCAGCAGCUCUUUGUGUUUGUUGUCCUGUGUGAAGCGGAGUCUCUGUCCAACAUGAGGAGCAGCUCUCAUGUCCUGCCUCUGGGUGUGCUCACGGCUCUGCUGCUGUCUCAGCUCUGCUCCGGCAUCAAAUGGCUGUAAGUACUCACCUCUCCCUCUCUCUUUAAGCCUGCACUAUCUGUGCAAUCAGUCUAUGUCAAAAUACAUGACGUUAUGCAGAUGCACUGCACUGUGUGGCUCUUUCUGCGUGGUUUAUAGAUUUGAGGGCCUGUGGCAGCUUUGAAAAGGGCCCCUACGUUCCUCCUGAUGCUCCUGAUGAAGGCUGCGUGCUCUGUACAUGUGUGUCUGAUGAGAGGUUAGAGGAUUAGCUGGCAGUUUUUCAGGUCAUGAACGGAAACCUCUUUGUCUUCAUGACUUCAGUUUGGCUUCAGUAAAAGGAGAUAGGAUUCAUGUUUCGGUUAAAAAAUGACAAUGAAAGUUUCCCUCCUGCUGCUGCUGCACAAAAACAAAAAGAUAAGAGGAGAAAAAAGGGUAAAGAUGAUGAGGCAUCAUGGAUAAACUUUCUUGGUCACUCAGGGUAAAAAUAGAGUGAAUGCUGGCUCAAACUUUUGCACGCACCAAGCUUCACACUGGUCACACUGGUUUAACCGUGGAGAAAAACCAAACAAUCAUUUUCACUGUAAUUAUAGUAAGACCGUAAAAUUACCAAGUUUCUUUUUUUUCUUGUUUUAUUUCUCUUUCAGCUGGAUCUUCUGCACAGCUCUCUUUGGUAUCCUCAUAAAACCUUUGCGGUUGUCGUCAUAGCUUGCGUGUUCUGUUGUGUGUGUCUCCAUCUGAGUUUUAUCUCCGUGUCUAAUGUCACAUCGCUGUCAAAACAGAAAUGUCUGGAAAGGCUUUCCAAAAAAUAUCCACGGAUUCUUAUCAGGGAGAGUAGUGAUAUUAUGAGGGAAGACUUUGGCGUAUUUCGGGGCGGAGAAGGACACGGUGACUUUUGAAAAUUAAAAUCUACUGAUUCCACUUCUUAACUGGGGUAAAAGUUAAGAUGUUUUGCUCUGGAGUCCUCCCAGUAUCAGGGUAAGAGCAUAAAGUAGACCUUUGAGAGUCAUCUCUAUCAGCUCUUAGUCUGCAACGUCACCUUUUUGUUUUAGAGAUCAUGAAACUAAUUCAGAAAAAACAAAACAAAAAGAACAUCGACUUUGCUCUGAUGUGUAAAUGAUUUAGAUGGUGCCCUGAAGUUGUCGCCAUGGUGGUUGCCUCUCUUAUGCCAACGUUUCUGCAACUUGAUGAUCAGUCAAAGCCGUCAAAUCCAGUAAACGCCUCUAUUUCAGUGUCUGGUUUCCUGCCCUCCAUGGUUAUGUCUUAAUUUGUCUUCAGACCUCCUGAAAACAUUCACAACUUUUCAGAGAAGGCUGCAUUUAAGAAAAAGAGCCAAAACUCAGUGUGUGCAAAGGGGGGGUGACAUUUAUGUCAUGUUACCGAGCAAACACAAAAGAGCGACAAGUAACCGGGUGAAGGUGAAGAAAAAGCAAGGACCAUUUCAAGACGAGAACAGUGCAGUUGUCUGCACAUCUGUCUGUUUACUUGAAGCACUGGUAUGAAUUUAAAAGCCAUUCAUCACAUCGUAGAUCUCUGUUGCUUUGACGUCAUGUCCUGCCUCCUGACAACCCCCGACCCCCACCAUCACCUCCCUCAUCCGUCAGGGGAGACUUCAUGCUGAAAGGGACACGUGUGAAUGAGCAACUUCGGAAAACUGAAGGUCCAAAGCUCCUGAAAACCUCUGAAAAUAUCAAGGAGUGUGAGUGCAAAUCAGGCUUUUUUUGCCCUUUUUGGCAAUAAUUUUUCUGCAUGACCUUAUUUUGAACUGAAGGCAAGAACUUCAGCUUCUUUUAGUGUGAACUCCCGUAUUGAUGUUGAAAUCAGCCAUUAUUUUAGAGAAGGAUAAAAUGUCCUCUCACUAUUGCAAGCGUUUCCUCCUCCCUCUUGUUCAUAACAAACAUGUCGUUACAAUUUGAGCUCCUAUGAGGAAUUCUGGACAUUUAUAGAACAGACUGAAAUUUGUAUUGAUGCCUUUUCAUGAUAUUCAAAUGCAAACAAGAAUGCUAGCAAUGAGAUAAAAGAUGAUUAUUCCAGCUUUUAAUGCCUGUAACUCUAGUGAUGAGCGUAGGGGUAAAAAACAGCCACUCUUACUUUUUCAAUAUUGAAGAUCCACAACAGUUUACACAACUUACCAGUAAAUAAUCAACAAGGUGAGAUUUUAAUAAUAAAAACCAACUACUUAGAUAUGUAUUUUACAAGAUAAGCACAUCCAGCUCUGUCCACAGGAGGCACCAAAACCAACACAAACCAAAAGUUGCUCAUAAGAAGUGAUUCAGCUCCUCUUAUUUGCAAGGGUAGAAAGAGUACAAGAUAUUCCUCUCAAAUAAAAGUACAGCCACUUAAAGCUCCUGUGAGGAAUUUUCUGUUUGUGUUGACUUUGGUGCCCCCUGUAGGCAAACUGAAAAUCAUCUAACCGUUGUGAAAGUGGAGUUAAUUGAUAGGAAAACCUCCGUGUCCUGUUGGAGGGUUUUAACAAUCUAGGAACUUGAUUGUUAAGACUGAAACUGAAUGCAAAAUGCAAAAUCUUCUUGACAAGUGUCUAAAAACAAUAUUUAAUACUUAUUUUCAAUAACUUCUGUCUUGAAAAUUUUAACAGAAGGUUUAUAUUUGAGACUUUGAGGCUAGUGCAGUUUGAGUAAGUGUAUGUAGUCAGAUAGUUUGGUGAAAUAUCAGGUGAAGUCCCUUGUAAAGAUUGAAGAUUUUUACAGUGAAGAUCAUCUGUCACUUGAUUCAAGAUGUGAUUUUCUGUGGAUUAUCUUACUCAGCUGCAAUUUUUUUAGUAAAAUGUGUCAUGGUGAAAUACUAUCUAGUGAAAAUUUGCUUGUAUUUUUAUAAAAUAAAAAGAUGUUCACCUGAAUUUUUCCAGUUUAUAGGAAAUUUCUUGAAAAACAAGACAGACACCUGUGCAAAGUUCUAGAAUUUUGCAGGAUGCACUACAGAUAAAACAACAUUUUUCCCUCUUAAGUUAUAAGAAGUAGAAGUUACAGAUGUUGGUGUUUAUAUGUAGAAGGUAAUGGUAUUUUUUUCAGGAAGUGUAUAAAUUUUAAGGACCGAUACCUUACAACUCCUCUUGUGUGCAUUAGUAAAGAAUUUCUCCAUCUUCUAGCAGAUGUGUCCAUCAGAGCUUGACGUCUGCUAGAUCGGAGCGAGAACUCCUGCGGUUUUGAUAAAACACAGCGUUACAAUACAAAACAGAUGCUGCUGUAAACACCUGUGAGUGCCGGGUUAAGGCGAGCGCAGAGGAGUCACAGCUUAUCAUCGGGCACAGAGUGGCGGCCCCUUGGCCUCUUAAUGCAAAACAGACCACGGAGCGGGCGGCGCUGCGGUUCUCACGAACCCUCAACAGAGAGCUGGACGAUCAGAGCUAACCUGCUCCGCCUGUGGAUCCCUCCAUUAAGUUUAUCCUCAAUCCAUUUAAAUCAAAUGUCUGCAGUCUUUUAUUGUCUGUAAACUAAUGAUUUGUGUCAAACCCGAGCCACAGGGGAUGACUCUUCCUGUGGUGAAAAAGUGCAAAUGGCGAAGGAUCUGUGCAGCGUUUUAUCUGAUUAUGGAUCAGAGUUUGUGGGAUUUUUUUUUUAUUUCUGGCAGAUCUAAAGGCUUCUGCUGUCCAUAACAAAAGAAGAGGCCCACGCCAAGACUGUGUCACUUCUGCUUUAUGAAUCCACAGCUGGCUUUCCUUUGGGAUCCUCGUGUGAUAAGAUGGUUCUUGUCUGCGAUGCGUGCCAAAAUAAUCCCCUGCUGUUCGGAUUCUUCAGUUGUUUGUUCACAGGAAAAUCGCUAACACACCACUGUAACUGAACCUCCCUGCGUGCUUUUUACUCACACAAACCUGAAAAUUUUACAUCUCAUUUAACAAAAGGAGCGAUUGAGAAACCACCACACUGUAAUCAUCACCUCAGUGAUUAAGUGAUUGUGUACACUGACCGAUCCCUUUUGUUUAUGUUCCCACAGAGCCCUAUCACACACUCCUGCAUCUUUUCACAUCAACCAGACCCAGCACUGUAAGCUGCUGCCCGGCAUGGUCUCCUCUCAGGCUCAGCUGUGCCGCAGCAACCUGGAGCUCAUGCAGACCAUCAUCCAGGCCGCCCGUGAAGUCAAGAAGACCUGCCAGAAGACCUUCGCUGACAUGCGCUGGAACUGCUCCUCCAUUGACAUCCCACUUGAUUCACCGAAGUAUCGACCUGACCUCGACCGAGGUACGCUCUAAAAAUCUGUUUGACAUGACGACAUGGAGGCAGUUUUUUUCCAGAGAGCAGGCCAAACUUCUUACCCACAAAAAUUUUGGUGUUUAUGGUCAUGCUCGACUUUCAAUGAAUUUCCAGAGGGCUGGUCAUUGUGUGAUGAAUGUGUUACCAUUCGGUUUACAGUAACUGUUGAAAUGACUCUCCAACCUUUUACGGUGUCUGUGCCACAACAGAUCGAUCUGUUUGUGUUAUCGUGGCAGCUAUUUGGAGUGCUUUGACAUGGAAAUGUGGCCUUUAAACAAGUGAUUCCUGGAUUUGAGGCAAAAUGAACAGGUCAGAAAUGUCUCACUUGUAAGUCUGAGCCGCUUUAAGAGUAUUUCUUAGUCUGUUUAUACCUCUAAUGAGACAGCAGGGUGGGGUGAAAAGAGUCAGGAAUGUGGACUUUUGAAAACUGUAAUCCCUGUUACCAAGGAGCUAGGCCCUACAGUGAUUUAAGCAUUGUCUCUUAUAAUGAUAAAUGCUGCUUUCCAGUUGAAGCAAUACAUCUAAGUCCCUUUUACACUUCAUGUCAAUCUUAUAAUGUGACUUUAAAUUAGUUCUUUAUUUCUUUUGUGCCACUACAACACUGUAACACAUGGUAUUGAACAACAGGUCGAUUGCAGUAGUUUGAUUUCAACUCGACUUUUAGAGUAUAUGUUUACCUGAGUGGAAUUCACUGUGUUGUACAAACACACCUUGAUCAUGUGUUUGGUGAUUGAUUUUCUCUUAAACAUUUAUUCCCCCCAAUCAGACCAGAACAGGCCUGAGGGUCGAGCACGCUCCAGAGGUGGUUUGGCUGCACGCAGUGGUUCUGCAGAGGUGGUUAGGAUUCUCAUGUUCCUCUCACAUCUGUGCCCACCUACUUUAAAAGCAAGUCUGAGAUAGAGACUUAUUUUUGCCACAGUGUCAACACGCAGAGAUGAAAUGCUGUCAGGUGGUCCCUAGCAUCACUAAUGAUGUUGAGAAUUAUGACCAGUCAGAGUUGAGUAUUUGAUUGCAGUGCAAAGGCAGAAUCUUAAUAUCUAAGUGCCUCCCUCUUUUGCUCUGUUGCUCCACUGAGCGCCCUCCUUAGUCCUGAUGAGAUCGUUUGGUGAUGGCUAAAUGAGCAGGAUUUUUCUUUUGAAUAUAAUUUUCAGGUUUUAUACAUUAUUUUUACAUUAUAUUGUUGAUGUAUGUGAAGCAUCUGGGCUUGUCAUGCAUCUGUUUCAGCUUUUUUGCAGCAUAUUUCCUUCAUUGCAUUUAUUUGAACUUUUGCAUGUUUUUUGAAUCUGCACCAUUUCUGAAUUUGCUGCCUGUUUCUUCUGAUGUAAAUCAUAUGAGUCGUUGACGUCUGGUUGUCCUUGUCAGCCACCGUACUGUUUCCAUUAGCAAAAUAACCUUAAUUCAAACACGGUUGCUGGUCUUAAGUGGGGGAGCUGUGCAGACAUGGCUGCCUUUCUCUAAAUGAGCAGUCUUCACUGAACAGGAAACGGCUCAUCUCUGUCCAGGCUGAGCUUUGAUCUAACAAGCACACGCUCAUACAUAAUUUCUGCCCUUACUUCCAAUUGCUCUGCAGCCUUUAACAUGUGUGCUUUCUGUGUACUCACAUCACCUCCAAUUACAUCAGGGCUCACUCUGACUUGCAACUCCAGCUGUGAUGGACUGUGUUGGAAAGAUUCAGUUAAGGCUCUCAGUCAUUUUUUCUCCUCUGAGGCAGAUACGCCUGAGAGGAAGAGAGGAAAAUAGAUGGCAGAGAUGUGUGUGUUACAGAACUUUUCAAUGUUGGAUUAGAUUUACUUAUUUGCUUUGAUAUCUUUUGAUCAGUGGAAUGCGUUGUAACCUAAAUCCGAUCAGGCUGACUACUGCAGACGUCAACUAACACUCAGCACAAGUUAUGAGAAAUGAUAGCGGUUUCCUGUCUCUAAAGAAUGAAACUUUUAUGAUUUUAACAACCAUUAAACUCAAAUAAAGUCAAAUUCAAUUUAAAGACAAUGUCCUACCUCAGAGUUUGAUACACAUGAAUUGAAUUUUUUAAAGAAAAAUGCCUCAUAGAGCGUUUUAAUCUGGCAGGUCAUCAACUUAUUAAUCAAGAAAUUUUUGACCUUAUGCUUUAGAAGCACGGGACAGGGUAUUUUCUUAUGAUCUGACAGUAAACAGGCAGAAAGAAAUUUGAUACUUACCCUACCUACAAUCACUAAAUGGUUUUAGGUCUUUUUAAAAACCAUUGGAGACUAAACUGCAGAAACCAUUUCUAAUCAUGCCAAAUUUAAUCUGAAGCCCUUUCUACAUUGAGGUUCUUACCUUAUUGUACUUUAGCUCCAUAGGAACUGCAUUCAGUGCAUUAACAGGAAAUAAAUAAAGGAUCUAUGUAUUGUAUUAGUUUGACUAAAACCUGACUUUGGAAAUCAAAUUUCUUGAAGUUAGACUAACACACUGUAUAUCUGUAGUAGGGUGACCAUACGUCCUCUUUUACCCAGACAUGCCCUCUUUUUUGGGGGCUGUCCGGGUUUGUCUUGGGAAGUUUAUAAAAUCCUUUAAAUGUCUGCGGUUUUGUAUGUAAGUUUCGAUUUUGUGUCACGUGGACUUACUGAGUUAGAAGCACAUAAAAGACACUUGAUCCGACCCGAAAAACUCUCAAAAUUAACGUCAUGCGACUCUGUGACUCUGCCCCCGUGUAGUCAUGUCCUCUUUCUGGGAAGUUAGAAUAUGGUCACCCUUAACCUUAUGUUUGAGCAUGAAAAUGACUCGUGGAGUUCCCCAGGGCUCUAAUCUGGGGCCUCCUCUGUUCAGAGUCAACUUGGUCGCACUAGCUCAGAUCAUAGAAAAUUAAUUAAGUUUCAAUAAUUUUAUUGACAAUACACAAUGAUACAACAUAAAACAAUAUCAGCAGUAGACCAUGGUCCUGUACAAGCUCUGAAUGAAAGUAGUGAACAAAUUACAUUAAAAUAGCUAAAGCAACAUAAUGCUGUAGGUUUCCCAACCAGAAAGCCAAGUAUGUUAGCCUGACUACAACUGUAUAUUCUAGUGGGCUAAAAACUUGGUACACAUUUUGAAAACAUUAUGCGAUAGACAAUGCAUUUCCUUGUCUGGGUCAUUUAAUUUUGUCUUCUCAUCUCACUCCAUAGGAACAAGGGAGUCUGCAUUUGUCUACGCCCUGUCAGCAGCAACCAUCAGCCACACCAUUGCACGGGCCUGCACUUCUGGAGAUCUGCGGCUGUGCUCGUGUGGUCCUAUUCCUUCAGAAAUCCCAGAGCCUGGAUACCGCUGGGGAGGCUGUGCUGAUAAUCUUCACUAUGGUUUGAUGAUGGGAUCCAAGUUCUCUGACGCUCCCAUGAAGAUGAAGCGUGCAGGCUCCCAUGCCAACAAACUGAUGCACCUGCACAACAGUGAAGUUGGGAGACAAGUAAGUGUAAUGUUUUAAUUACUCAUGUGUCAAUGAAUUUGAAUGGUUACUGUAAGGACUUAAAUAAAGACCAGUAUUCAGGCUAUCAGCCAUAUCCCUUAUAAGGAUGGAAUCACUCUUGUCCUUUAUGAGUGAAUUAAGGUCAGCCUUCAAUUAUUGUCCAGAGCACUCUCAAAUUUCUAUCAUGAACUACAUUACAAACCAUCUCCAGGCCAUUUGCAUUUGUUUCUUGUUUUGUUGUGACUGAUUAGCAUCUCCACUCUCUGCUGCCCCACAAAAAAUUUAAUAAGAUCAGGUACCAAAAAAAUAAACUAAUAAAAUCAGACAGAAAGGCUUUGGUGCCUGUCUGCUUCGUAUUAAAGUCUACUACCUCCUGCAGUAAGCGCUAAUAAUGGACCUGGCUUAUACUUAGGCAUUUACAUAGAUUAUUUAACACAGACUGACGACUGCACCCAUUUCUUUGUUUGUUCAUGAAUUGCAAAAGAUAAUUUAACAAUCAACCAUUGUUACUGACACAGCGAAAAUGCGAGACCUAUCUAACCCCCUUGUCCUCUGUUCUGUAGGCGCUGAGACAGGCAUUGGUGAUGAAGUGUAAAUGCCACGGUGUGUCUGGCUCCUGCUCUAUUAGGACCUGUUGGAGGGGCCUGCAAGACCUGAGGGAAAUUGCAAUGGACCUAAAGUCCAAGUACCUGUCUGCCACCAAAGUGGUUCACCGGCCUAUGGGGACACGCAAACAGCUGGUACCUAAAGAUAUCGACAUCAGGCCGGUGAGGGAGAACGAGCUGGUCUACCUGCAGAGCUCCCCAGACUUCUGCACCAAGAAUGACAAACAGGGCUCUGUGGGCACUCAGGACAGGUAAGACUCAUUUUGCAUCACUGUGCUUGAUUGUUCAGAAGAGGAAGCUUUGUGGUAAUGAUAGCUUUCUGUUCUUGGAGUUAUUGGUAUGAAUCAGACCCACGCAGCAGACGGAUAGGAAAUGACCAAUCCUGAACGCUUGCUUAUUCAGGAUGUUGACUCUAGUGAAGUGCUGUCCUGCCUCUUGGCUCUGUUUCUUUAACAGGCUGCCUGAUAACAGCCCGUGGCCUCUGAGAGGGCUCUGUCUGUGGCUCGUCUGAGCAUGUGUCACUGAAAAGGCCACUGUGACUAGAGUCGUUGUCCCACUAUCUGAAAUAAUGACUAAUGCGGUUAUUCUUAGGACUGGGUGCACUCAAGCUGAUAUCAUUGAAGAGGGCCACACAUAUGGAGAAAUAGUUAAUGGUCCCCGAAAGAUAAAGGUUUAUUUACAUCAUUCAGCUUCAGUGCUUUAGCUGGGACUGUGUUAAGUGGUGCUGGUUUGUACUCGGUAACAAGUUAGCAGUAGUUGACACACUUGCGUAAGGGUCUGACUCAGGCUGAGAUCCAUCUGAACAAAGAGGAAAAAGAAAUGCAAAGUAUGUUGCACGUGUUCCAGUUUCUAUCAGUAUAUCAUUGAGAAAGAAAGAGAGGUUGUAUUUCAUGUAACAUUUUGGCAAGCAUCUGGAGAAACAAUAUUUAUCAGCAUUUAGGGUUUCAGGUCAGUAUAUUGCAACAUAAUUCAGCAUCAAAAGCAAGAUGUUUUCCACACUUUAUGACUCUGCCUUUUAUAGGCCUGUGGUUUUUGUAUGAAUGCUCACUUUUCAUGCUUAUUGCUUCUAGUUAGUGUUGCCGUGUUGUAGUUUAAAGAUUGAAAAGCUGAAGAUUGUGUUUGAGAUUACGCAUAAGGAUGUAUUUUCAUUAUCUUUGCAAUCUGUAUACAACAUGAAUUCACUGUAAGUGUUGUUUAGAUACACAGAACAUGCAAUCCAUCCAGCCAACAAGCCCCAGAUGAUUGUAUCUACCUCCAAGCUCUUGUCACAAAUGCACUCCACAAAAUUUCCAGCCACUCAACCAGUUUAUUUUCCUAACCAAUCAAGGGUACAACUGGUAGUGGAAAACUGUACCAAACCAUAAGCCAGACUAGACCACUUAAUGGAAACACUCCAUUAAAAUUACACAUGCAUUAAACGUCUAAAAAUGUUAUGAAUAUAACGCUGACUGAUAUAACGCUUGUGCUACAAGGUUGGGCUAGCAUAACAGAUGAGGGUAACAGGAAAGAGUAGGGACCAUGUUGUUGGUGAAGAACUUUUCUCUGUGAUUAGAAAGAAAUCAAUAAAAAUAAGUCAACAAAAGUAAGAAAAUAAACACAUAUUGAUGUUACUGAGUGAGUCCUAAGUCUUCAGUUAGCAAAGUUUGCAACACACAAAUGGUUAGAAAUAGUUCUUUGGUUACAAUAGCCAGUGAGAUGCCAUUUAUGGGAGCCUUCUUCCUAAAACAAGGCCUUAAUUAUCUUUACCAUGUGCGAUAAUGACAAAUGCUUUUGAUGACAGUAACUUAUGUCAAGAGAUAACUGCCAUUACAUACAUGUUACAUUCCCGAGUUACUCACAGACAAAACUAAUGUCUCAGUGUGCUUUUGCUUUGCUAGCUAGCCUAAGACAGAUGCUGAAGCUGUAUUCCUGUGUCUGUUCUUGUAAAAAGUCGUCUUCAGAGUCCUCGUUGGUAGCUGUGUUGGUGGAUGCAUGACAAGAACAGGUGUUGGUAGUUCUUGUAGUUCCCCGGCAAGGAGGGCACAGCACUCUGCAGCAUAUUUGUGUUGUCUAUUCUCCUCUCCUUCCUAAACUUAGUAAUGAGCAAUCUGUUGCUGUUUGGAGCUCUAGCACCAGCAUCUUUCUCCUGAGUGGCCCUCGGCACCAUUGUUGCAGGGCUAUGUUUAACUUGCAGAGGCUUCUCCAAAUUGGAAGUUCUUAGCAGCUGAUAAGCUUUGGUCCUCAAGGUUUACCUCUUGUCCUUUUUGCCUAAAUAAACUCAAAAAAAUUCCUAGAAGUAGAUGCCAUCCUCUCUCCUAUCUCACCAAAGCACUAGUUGAAUCAGCUAGCUAUACGUGUGCACUGACACAUCUGUAGGUUUAUCUUCAGCUGGUGGUCAGAUAUCUGCUUUGAGGUGGGAGAGAGACAGAGACAGUGCAAAUACUUGAGGUUCCCCUUUUUUUUUCUUUGUUAACUAAAGAAAGGGAACAGAGCACAUGUUUGCAGCGCCAAAAUCAUUAUUAUGAUGAGUAACUAUGUGGAAGAUUAAUUGAAUCGUCGUAAGAAAAAAACCCGGAACAGUUUCCCGCUGAUCAUCCAUUAAUGUCUAUCCUGAUAUUCCUGUCUGCAUAAGAAUUCAGACAAUGAUUUGCACACUGAUGCAUGUUUAAGUACAUUGGAGUGUACUUAAACAUGCAUCAACGUCAACAGCCAGUGUUAAUGGUUGUGUAAGUCACUGAGAAGAAAAUGCCUCAUUAAACGGCGCGUGAUGUUGUUUGAAAUGUCAUACAUCAUCUGACCGUCAUAUCAUGUGUUCCCCGGCUUAAGGCCACUCUACAGAUAACCACAAAGCAUGCUUCAUGUCAAGGACACUCACCAUGUCCAGUGUGUUCCAUUACAGCAGCCUGAUAAGGCAGCAGCCACACACAGUCUACAACAUUAGUGAGGCACCACCAUUACAUGAAUAUGUGACGAUAUAUUUGUGUAUGAGUAACUGUGAGUGUACAUGCGUGGGUAUUUAUUAUUCCCACAUGUGUCUGGUGUGAUGCUAUCGGAGGAGUUCUCUCUCAGACUUCGAAAUGUCCUUGCUGUGGAUCACAUGCUCAGAGUUUAUCGCUGCUGAUUUCUUUGACACUGGUGGCCACUCAAGGGGAGGAUUUACCGGAUUUACACUUGAAAUGACCUUGCUGCUAUCUUUACUGUUAGCUCUGACCCAUUUAAAAUAAUAAUAAGAGAUUGAAUAAAAUGAUGAAACAAAAAUGUUCAGAGUUAACUUUUCAUAGCUUAGAAGAAGGGGUUGCAAAGUUGUGGUUUAUAGUCAGAACAGGCUAGGCUCUCAUAUUUUCUUAUUUGUGUGAUGUUUUUUAUUAAGAACUGGCUGCACAUAUAAAGGGAGAAUAAUAAAUGUUAUACUGCACUGGCCAGUUAUUUGAGGUAAAGUUGUUUUUUUUUUUAAAGAUUUUUACAGAUCCCAAGGAGGUUUGGCAUGAAACAGGCAGGAAUGUUUGGAGUGUCAGAGCUGGAGGCAGUGAAAACAACAUUAUAGGGGCAUUAUCUUCUUGAUAUGAACAGCUUUAGGCACAUUGUUGGCAUUGAAACAGCUAACCUUGGCGGCGAUUCUCAAGUAAAAGAAAGCUAUUUUGGUCACCCUCUAUGGAAAGGUAAAUUUUAGUCUGCGUCUUAAAAAAUGCCUGAUGAACGGUCAGGCCAAAGCACCAAAUUAGAAACGGGGUAAGGUAGUAGUCUUUCAGUUUUCUCACCAUUUCAUUUAAAACAUUUGUCUACAUUCAUCAAUUACUUGUUGCUGAUUACACUGCGAAAUGGGCCAUCACUCAAUUUUUGUUGAAUGUAACAUACAGAGGUGUAUCAUCAGCGUAGGUGUUGAAGAUAAGUUCACGGAUUGGAAACCUCAGACAAUCAAUCGUGCACAGAAAGGGAUUUUCAAGGUGAAUAUUCAUUGAAAAUGAAAUAAACUAACACACUCAAGUGGAACGUUUUACUUUAUUUCUGCAACAAAACCCAAAAACUGGAUGUGGCUUUAGUCCUGGAGAUACUGUUCAGUAUUAACAAAUGUGGACCUUAAUGCUAGUCUUGUAACCAAAGAGCAAGAAAAUGCUCUUCAUUUGCAUACAGUGGACCACAAGUUUUUAAUUACAGGCUGGUUAAAGGUCAGACAGCAGGAACAGGACAGGUCCAAGAGAAACAGACAGCAAUAGGAGGCAUAGGCUGAAGGAGAGGCGAGACUGAGCAGAGAACUGAGCAGGUGAAUUAUUGGUGUUAGAGACCUGCAACAGUUUAUGUGGUUAGGAUGCAGAUGUUUUACAGUAUACCACAGAUAUAUUAAGUCUGUUUUUAAGUGUUAAAUCACUUUGUCACUUCAGCCUGUAACUGUCCUCCACUCUGCAGCUCACACAUAUAACCACAGUGUUUGUUGCGUUACAUCUUAUGUAGAGGCAUUUCGAUCCAUCAAAUUAUUAAUUUGAAUUAAAAAUUUAUGUUGCAAAAUAGCUUUCUGCAGGAGUAACACAACCUCUGUGGCUAAGCGCAUCAGCAUUGUGCAUUAAAUUAAACCAGAGUGCAACAGCUUGAGCGGUCUUCAGAGUGCAACUUUACUGAAAGUCUUUGUAGUUCACAGAACAAUCCAUUGUUUAGAUUUGUGUUGAUAGUGGAAGGGUCAAAGCUUGUAAAAAAACCAAAUUAGGUGACAUAGGCUUAUAUCAUGAUGCAUUUAACGUACAAUAUGCAAUACAUUACUUCUUUUUAACAGCCAGUUUUAGCCAAAAUAAAGUGUAAAUAUUGAAAAAAAUUACACCUAUAAGUUGCUCUUGAAUACUGAGAUCAAACAUUUCAAAAUUGUCACCCAACAAGACACUUAUAUAUGUUAAAAAAAGGGGAGGGGAACAAAAACAGUUUCCUUUAGCUUAUGAGACUCCAGGGAAAUAGGUACUCCUUCUCUGUCCAGCUUCUGGACUAACUAUAGAAUCUGGGACAGAGAAAUUGAAUUUCAGCAGCAGCUCUCUAAUGGUUGUUGUGUGACCAGAGAAAGAGUGCUAAAACAGGGCCAUGACCCAGGGAUGAGGUUUACCAUUGAAGCCUGAGCUUUAGUCCUAAAUUGUUUAAUUGUUGCUUUAUGUAAACCAGCAGAUGUACUCCACUUACAGCACAGCAGUGAUAUAACCUGAUCUUGCUACUGACAAACCAGUGUGGGGGUUUCUGUCUGAUUCUAGCUCCCACUGCUCCAAUAAACCUGUCGCCCACUCUCAAUGACUCUCCUCCUCCUUCUCCUCCUCCUCCUUCACUCGCCCAGCAGCCAGCAACGAAGUGUCUCCCUCACCAUGCUGGUCAUUAACACUCUGCCAUCAUAAAACAAUGCAAUUAUGUGCAGAGGGCAAGCUAAAGAGAGGGAGGGAGGGCAGCUCUGUGUAUUCAGUGUGAUUUAUGGAGGGCUAUUCUCCGCUCAUUUAAGAUGCCACAGGCUUCUGAGGUGUGAGGCUCCCAAACAUCCACUACCUCAGAGACGACGAAACAAAAAGAAAAUGAGAGGAAAAAAUGUUUGGAGGAAGGAGUGCACAAAAGGUUAAGGCUGGCUGGUCAGUCAAGCACUCUUAAAGGACUAUUGUUGCCUCCCCAGGCUGCAGGACUGGACAAAAUAUUUUAGUACCAAGCUAUAAACUUAAUGUCUUAGACCAGUAAGUAAAUUGCUACUGGUAGUUGGCCUCAUUUUCUCUGUCUUGUUAAAGCUUUACAUGCAUAAAAGUUUCCUGGUUAUCAUUGUAGUUUUUUACGUUUAUAGUUUCAUGUUGCUCAUGUUUUACCAAGCGUCUUUACAUGUGCACACAUGUACUUGUAUGCUGGCUUACUGGUUAGGAAAAAGUUUUUAAAGCAGUCCAGAUAUUGGUUGAGCAUGUGAAUAUCUUUGCUUUAGAGUGGUGGAUUAGUCCUUAUUCUCGUUCAGAACCCUGGAUUGUGCUUUUCCUUGACUCUGAUGGAUUCCUGCAUGUUAAAAAGCUGAUCUGUCUUCUUGCACAUUUAUUGUUGGUUUACAAAAUAGGAACUGCAGCUGUGAGAGAAGAAGACAAAACUGCAGAGAGAGAGAGACAGACAUGGAUGCUGCAAUGAUGUUGGCAAGAAAGUUAUCAACUAGGCUCCUUCUGAGCAAAAUAUCCUGAUUUACAUCAAAAAUAGGUCAAGACUCAAAGUGGGGCAAUAAGAUUGAAGUUAAAGUAGUCUUGGGAUCAGAAAUCCAGUUUUGUCCCAGUCCUGGUCCUGAAAAUCCUUUACAUUUUACCAAGAGCACUCCAUCUAUUUUUAGGGUGUUUUUUCAUUUUUUAGGGCUUUCUAUGCAUUUAUUGAAAGAAUAGGACAGUGGACAGAAUAGGAAACUAGGAUUAAAGAGUGGUAGUCGCUGCCACCACUCGUUAUUCAGAAUUACUACAGUCACCUCUGUUAUAGGCUUUUGCCCAGUGGGAAUCAGGUCUUUACUCUAAGCCAGGUUUAGCAGGAAAGCCCAGUAACAACUCAAUGUAUUAUUGAUAAUGAGGGAAUACCGGUCUGCAGGCAGCCCUGACUUCGUUUCCCAUCAUCCCAGUCAUCAUUUUCUUCAUCUCUAUCUACACAUUCUGCAAGAAAAUACAAAGCUGCGGGCCUGGGAGCGGAUUUUGUUAUCAGGAGUUCUGGUUUGUGUUUGUCAUCCAAGUAGCAUCGUCCACUGUUGUUUCAGUGGGCUUUGACUCAAAUGAGGCAGAACCCAGUUUGCUGUAAUGCAAUCCCAUCUGUACUCAUCCAAGCUGCUGCUGAUUUAGCUGAAAUCAGCUGAUACAGAUCAAUAUCUGGAGACAAGAGCAUUUAUCAAUCCCAUAAUAGAUGUUGUUUCUUAAAACAAACACCAUUGUUGCUUACUGAGUUGCUGGUCUGUCUGUAAAUAAUGACUUAAACAGGCACAGAGGUCUUGAUCUGAAGUCUUUCAUUGCUAAAAACUGGACAAAAAAGAAGCUCCAGAGGUUGGCUGCAGCACAGACUCAUGAGUUCUCUUGAGUACUCAUGGUCAUAUAUCUAGCUCUACUGAAACCUGGACAAGAACCCAUCCAGAUUUUUGAAACAACAACAGAAGGUUGACAGGCACAAAUCUUAGCCAGGAUACUCAUAAAAUAAUGUAAUGACCAGGAUAGUUGCGUGCAUUUAAACACAAUUACACUCUAAGGAGAUUCAAAUCUGGAUCAAGCUCAAAUGGAGUUUUCCUUGUAGCGUGCAAAUGCUCAGAGUGUGCAUUUGUAGAAGUGUAAUGCUGAUUUUAACGUUUCCUCUUUUCUUCGUUUCAGGCAGUGCAACAAAACCUCUCUGGGCAGUGACAGCUGUGACCUGAUGUGUUGUGGUCGUGGCUACAACCCGUACACAGAGAAGCUGGUGGAGCGCUGCCACUGCAAGUACCACUGGUGCUGCUACGUCACCUGCAAGAAGUGUGAGCGGAUCGUGGAGAGAUAUGUCUGCAAAUGAGUCCCAGCCUCAGUCCUCCGCCUGUGCCCAGCCACCCGGGACUACAGAUUAACCAAAGCACUACAAUACCACAAAGGCUUACUUUUGUCUUAAGCUUUAGCAUGUGUAUCUCACGGGAAGCGGUCUGUUCUUGUGUCAGUAUCAUUUUGUAUCAAAUCUCUAAGUUGGGCUUCUUCGCUUCACAAAGCUGGACAUUGAGUGCCGGUUUACGUGAAGACCACCGUCCUCCUGGGUGUUUCUUUUUUUGUUAAUGAGUAUCAAUCCCGACUGAAAGGGAUAGUGAAAGUCUAUUUUAUUAUAUCUCUAAUAAAAAGAAAUAAUAUUGGAUUUUAUGCUGGAGGAGAGGGUUUGUUUUUCCCCUCACUUGACUUGUGUUUGGCUUCAUUCCUCGGAUAUCAAAGGGUUCUGAUGGAUCCAUGUGGUACUUUUUUGGUACUAUUCAGACUUUUUUCCUCAUAGUGAUGGACAACAGAGGAAAAGGAAACACAAAGGGAACUUCAAGUACUUUUCAAUCGUGGAUCUUUUUCUUGUGGUUGACGUUUUGGACUCUCACAUGUCCUGUGUGGAUCCUGACAUGCCUGCAUCCCUGUGGAUCGAGAGAAGAGGAGCGUUAAGGACUUUGAACAAUGGUGCAUUAUCUCUUUUGUCUGCAGUUCUAAAAUAUAUUCUAUUUUUCAGAGCCCAUGAGCUGAACUCAAGGAUUUUGUAAACCACUCUUGUGUGGAUGUACAUAAUGUUAUUUUGUAUACUGAAAUAAAGACAGAAGUAUUUAUAAAAUAAUUAAAUGAUCUUCAUCAUUUUACACCAGUGUUGCAGAGUUUGUCUUUUAAUGAUGUUUCUUGGUCUCAGUUUUUUAAUAAAGGAGAAGUGGACUUGAUGACAGUGUAAGGUUUUCAUACAUAACUUCAGAGUUGAAUCAAAGUAUAACUACGUCUUUUAUCUUUGCAAUCAUAAUAAGCAUUAAUUCAAAAAUUACAUUGUUGGCAGGUACAAAGACAGAGGUUUCAUGAUCUGCUCAGUGGUUUUCUUCAUUAUCUAAUCCUGUUCUCCUGCUUUGUCUUUGCCAUGGACCUAAUCUCCCUCCUAAUUAUGAUCAAGCUGAAACAAUCUGUGUUGAAAAAUGAAGCCAAUCUGGAAGAGCAUGAAACUGCAGUUCCCAAAGCCUCCACUUGAGGCUGGCUCCAAAAACUCAGGACUUCCAUCAACACCUUUGUACAAAUUCUCAUUUUUACAGCAACAUAAAUCAAGCUUACAGCCUGGUUUAAUAAACAUUUUUUUGGUUUUAACAGCUCA